AAACGUGACUAGGCACCCAAAGCGUCCUGUUAUGCAACUACUGACCUACUAACAUACAUUUGGAGAAGGAGCGAGAGAGAGGGAGGAAAUUGGAGCAACUCAACAACAUAACACGAGGAACCACUGCAAAAUAAGCUAAACGCCACCCGACGCCACACUCGGACACACAGGACUUUUGCAUAGAGCGCAGACCCCUUGCAAUUCUGCUCUAUUUCUUCGCGACACAGAGAAAGGAAUUCAUACCUAAAUCGCUGCAGCGAAUAUAGUGGAAUUUUGUUCAUCAACAAGGAUCUUUUCAUCUUCCUAGCAGAGUGAGGGAGAGGCUGUACCCCUCCCCGAGAGACACCCAGGCAGAGGUAGACCGAGUGACCUACAUCCGGCAGCACGCUUGGGGCACUUGGACACAUCUCCGUCUGGCUCCCAACAGCUCCUUAGCUGAAAGCAAACAAACAAACAAACAAAGGAAAAAAAGGUCAGCACCAGGCCUUCCCUGCUGUGCUCAUAACAUUCUUCAGACUUGGAGAAUUCUGAUCCUUGCUGUGCAGAGGCUGACGUUGAACAUUGAGCACAGUCUCCAGGAGAACGGUGCCAACUAACCCACUUGGAAGAGUUUCUUAAGCUCGUAAAUGUGGGGUGUUGACACAGAUUUCCACCUCUUUUUGAUUUUCCUUGCCUAUUUGGACACGUGAAAAGCCUCAAGAAAGGGUUAUUUUGAAGGGCAACUCCCAUUUAACCAAUGAGUUUCCUUCUUUCUGAAGCUCAAACACCUCCCAGGUUUUUCAGAGAUCCAGAAACCUAGAUUGUGUUUGCUGAAGCAACACAGAAGAAGACACUGUAACCUUCACACCAGUGUUGUCACAGCCACUUGACCCUUCCCUUUUCCUCGAUUUCAUUCCCAUCGAGUUGGAAUGGAAAGCCUGAAUUCCCCCAUGAUGGCCUCACCAGCCGACAUGAAGAACCUGGACCACCUGGAGACCUACUCCAGCUACAGUGAGUCCCUGCCGUCUCCAUCCCCGCAGCAGGACGGCGAGUCGCGCCAGGGCCGCAGCGGCAAGUCCAAGCCCAACAUGUCCUGCCGCCGCAAGCGGGAGUUCAUCUCCGAGGAGAAGAAGGACGCCUCCUACUGGGAGAAGCGCCGCAAGAACAACGAGGCGGCCAAGCGCUCGCGCGAGAAGCGCCGGCUCAACGACAUGGUGCUGGAGAACCGCGUCAUCGCGCUCAACGAGGAGAACAUGCGCCUCAAGACCGAGCUGCUGCAGCUCAAGCUCCGCUUUGGACUCAUCAGCACCGCCUCGUACGUGGAGAAGAGCCAGCAGAUGGCCAACAGCGCCGUAGCAAACGCCAGCUCUUCGUCCUCCUCUUCCUCUGCCCAUUACUACACCAGCGGUUACUCCAGUGGCUCUCAGGUGCUGAUGAACUCCGACUCUUCGGAGACCGAGCAGCAGGAGGGUCACAUGCAACACGUCAAGUACUCCCCACGGGGGUCCCUCUCGGACCUCUCUGAUGUUGGCUCGUCCAGGAACAGCCCAGAGCCCAUGGCCUACAACAUCAAGCAGGAGGGAGCAGGGCUGGACAUGGACAUGGACUUGGCUGGUGUGCCCACCACCCCCACCACCAAUGCACAGCUGAUGUUCAACCUCCAGCGCAGCUUGAGCGCUAACCGCCACCUUGAGAUGGAGGCCUCCUACCAACACCACCAGCAGCAGCAGCAGCAGCAGCAGCUGCAGCAGCGUCACCCCAGCCACCAGCAGCAGGAGUCGGUCAUCAGCUCUCCGAACCCCAGAGCCACACCUCAGCGGAGUGUCAUCCUCUUCCGCUCCAGUAGCACCUCUUACCCGGUGGAGAGCCAGAAGGCUUCGGACGCCAACCAGCAGAAGCCGCAGUCGCUUGCCGCAGUCCCUCAGCUCUCCCAGGCCUUUCAGGGAGGCUUGGAGAUCCUGGCCGAGGUGACCAAGCAAAUGGAGAGGAGGACAUUAGACUCCCCUCCCUACGAGUACGCCGGUGGGUAUGCCCACCUGCAUGAGAGGCUGGAGGCCGCGAGGCAGGCCGGCUCUGCCCCAGAGCUGCUCCCCAAGCGGGAGGAGAGGGCUGUGUUCCACCAGGGCUAUCCGGGCGCUCGUGACGAGGAGCCUCCUGUCCUGACCUAUGAGGGCGGCUCCCAGGGCGACACCUACUACCCAAGCCAGUCGACCUCGGCCAAAGACACAUCGUCGAGCGACGGCGACCUGCGCAGCUCCGACAAGGACGCCUCCACCGACGACGAGUCCCCGCAGUCCUCCUGCUCUGAGGCGGGCCGCUACCAGCCGCACCUGUCCUCGGCGGCGGCGUCCCCGAUGCCCUUCCCCCCGGGCACCUCCCCUGCCAGCCAGGACGUCAAGGGCACCGCGCUGCCCCACAAACUGAGGCUCAAGCACCGGGCCAUGAGCAGCAGCGGCUCCUCAGGUCAGGAGUCCCCCACCACGCCACCCACCCUGUCCAGCCCUCUGCCCCAGCACCCAUACCUGGCGCUCCCCCACUCCGGCCAGACGGAGCUGAACAGGGAGCCAGAGGCGGAAGACCUAGACAUUUGCCAGCCGGCCUCCUCCUCCUACUCCUCCUCUUCCUCCAUAGCGGGAGCGAGGGCAGAGUUCAGCAAGAAGGAAUCCGGCAGCCGGACCGGCCGGAACAAGAGGCACGACUGAGAGUGAGAGGGAACUCUUUAGGGCAGCAUGGACAUACGAGUUGCCCCCCCUGUGAGACUUAUGGGGGGAUCUCUCGCUGCCCUCUGGCACUUAAUGUUAUCCCUCCUCUCUCCCCCAAACCCACCCUUUACCCCCCCUCCACACACUCUUCCAAGUCUAUCUCCUAAGGACAAAAGAGAUGUUGACUCUCGAACAUGAUAUCCCAAGCUGAGCUCAGCCUGUGGGUGCACUGUAUGAUAGAUUGUACAGCCUUUGGGAACUUCUUAUUACCCAUUUCAAAUGAUACAAGCACUUUUGUACAUGGACAAGAGAAUGGACACCCUUCAUGUCACAUUGUUUGAUUUGUACCCUUACUGUCUCAACCACAUUGUUAGUUCAACAGUAUGCAAGAGAGGCUUGCUUGGCUGUAAAUAGUACACAUAGGAUUGCCCCUGUAUCAUGGAUUGAAUGCCGUGUAUACACAUUCACAAAUAUGCAGGCAACAGCUAUUUACCAUCAGUACCAAACAUAACAUUCUGGGAGGAGCUCCCAUUGACCAAAGAUGCAAUGCUUUAAGUUCCACCCCUCAUCUCCUUCCCUACCUCUUCAAGGUCCUUGUAUUUCUUCAUGCAUCAUCAACCCCUGACACUUUGUAUAUUUCUGUGCUAUAAGUAUACAAUUGAUAUUGAAUAACUUUAUAUUUUGAAGAAACAAACAAAAACGUUACAUAAAAAGAAAGAAUUGUAAAUGAAUGUGAGGAAAAAGUGAGUGGGUUUGAGGAAUAUCCAAUGGCAUAAUCAGAUCAGUUGUACAGUAUCACGGUAUCUGGUGUUUCUAUACCACUUCAGAAAAACUUUUUAUUUUUUUAUUUUUUUCUUUGAAGAUUUAAUUUGUCUAUAAAUUAGUUUUAUAUGAAAACAUUUUUCCAUUUUAUUUUCAAAAGAAUGUUUGGCCUUUAAAUGCUAUGAAAAAAAUAGCUCUAAAAUCCAUCAGUCCCUUCUGUGAAGACAAAAGUGUAGUCAGCAGAAGAUUCCAGAACCCCCACCAUACUCAAACGUAACCCUACUCAUUUGUUUACACGAUGCAGUCAUAUGUUUUUACCUCUGUUAUGUAUUUAUUUUCCUUUUCGUUCAUAUGCAAGCCACAAACAGGUGUUUUAAAUGUAUGGUACACCUUAGCCUAGUCUUUCAGUCCGAGUCAGUCUGAAACAUUAGAUCAUUGAGAUGCAUAUUAUUUAUUUUUUAUUAAGAGUAAACGUGACUUGCGUGUUUCUUAGCUCUGCUGUAUCCGUUUUAUAUCACACCACUCUUCAUUUGAUUGUCAACACAUAAAGGGGCACACGGCCCGCCCUCGGUCAGUGUCUGUGAGGCGUUUGCGUCAGCUUCACUCCAGAUUGGCAUCGUAAUGUACCAUGUUAAUCACGAGAAACGAUUGAAGUGCCCUGUUUUUUUCGACUAGAAGCCUGUAAUCGACUGUGAUCUUUAGUCUGUCAUUUGUAUUCGAAACGUGCUGACGCGCAGUCACACACUCACAGGGUGUCACACACCUUCUAUGGCCUUUCCCCCGUGUAAUAAGAUGUCAUUAUCUGCUUUGUUGCGCACUUGUGUAUAAAUGUAAAAUGCCCCAGACCCCCCCCCCACCCCCCAGGACAACACUGUAAUGAUUUUAUAAGGAUUUUUUUGCUUUCUUUCUAUUGUUAUUAUAUAUUAUUUUUUUCUAAAAAGCUCUGGGUGUUGUCUUGUCUUCAUUCCUAUGGCUCUCCUCUUCUCCACCUUUAUGUUUUUCUCCUCUGUGUCCCUUUUGCUAUCGUGUUAUCUAUUCCCCCCAAGUACGCCUCACCCAGCCCUGCCCUCUCCUGCCCUGCCUUUACCUCUCAGUGUGUGUUACGAUCAGUGAUGUUGGUGUUUUUUUCACUGAUGGUUUUGACAAAAAAUGAUUAAAAUGAAAAAAAAAAAAAGAUAAAUACUGAUGGGAGUUGUGUGUCGAAAAUAACCGCACACGCUUCUGUUUUUGAUGUUGAUGUGUUUGUGAGGGGAAAAAACAACACUAAUGUUCAUGUUGGAAAGAUUUCAGAUGUGCAAAAAAUGACAUGAAAUAAAAUUGUCACAUUUCUCAACAUCAA
Messenger RNA from Sardina pilchardus (European sardine), 4782 nucleotides. RefSeq names its product nuclear factor, interleukin 3 regulated, member 2 (gene nfil3-2). Gene Ontology annotation, molecular function: DNA binding; DNA-binding transcription factor activity. Gene Ontology annotation, biological process: circadian rhythm; regulation of DNA-templated transcription. Bases 909 to 2681 code for a protein of 590 amino acids. Gene Ontology annotation, cellular component: nucleus. The record is from RefSeq and is a predicted model, not a curated record. Lineage: Eukaryota; Metazoa; Chordata; Actinopteri; Clupeiformes; Clupeidae. The transcript is spliced from 2 exons.